CAGCAGAUGUGCGUCUUUCAGGCGUGACGUAUAAUCUAGUGGACGGUUCUUCAGAAACAGCUCGUCAACCACCUCGGUAGCUUGCUAGCCAACAUAGCCGAAAGAUCCAAGCUAUUUAUUCGAUUUCGGUGUAUAUUGGCGACUGUGUUUUAGACACGCUUCUGUCGUAUCUACUUGUUAACCCAUUUAAUUUAAUAUUACAUUAUUUUGUAUUAGUCAGCUAUAGUAUCUGGCUGGUUAAGUUAGCACUAGCCUAGUUGCUAGUGCUAGCUAGCUAACAUCCCCGAACAUGAGUUCACUAAACUGCUCGCCUCCUGUUAAAGAAGAGGGGGUCUGCUGGACGGAGGAAGAAGCUCUGGGGCUGAACAUUGUCCUGAAAGAGGAGGAUGUGACAGUAAAACAAGAAGUAGAGGUUGAGGCUGUUACAGUGAAAGAAGAAGUGAAGGACGUUUCGGUUAAAGAAGAGGAAGACGCGUUCAGAGUGAAAGAGGAGGAUGUUACAGUAAAAGAAGAGGAGAAAGAGGAUGCAUGUUUUGGAGUGAAAGAUGAGGAGGGGGAGAUGACUGUCACAUUGAAAGAUGAAGUCGAAGAGGAGGAGAUAGGAGAUAGGAUUAACACUAGAGAGAGACGGGACUAUCAUGGAUCCUCUGGGGAGCCUCAACAACAACAUGAUGCUGACGAGGCAGAGCAGAGUCUCUCCACAUCAGAACACCUCAAGAAACAUCAGCAGAGACCUGCUAGGAAGAAAUCUAUUUGCUGCUCUGACUGUGGGAAACGUUGCAAAUCUUCAUCAGAUCUUAAAAUACAUCAACGAGGACACACAGGAGAGAAACCAUACUGCUGCUCUGACUGCGGGAAAAGUUUCUCAAGAUCAAAUUCACUAAAAGUACACCUGAGAAUUCACACUGGCGAGAAAUCUCACCACUGUUUUGAUUGUGGUAAGAGUUACUUAAGAUUAAAAUCACUAAAAGUACACAUGAGAAUUCACACUGGAGAGAAACCUUACAGCUGUGAUCAAUGUGGGAAGAGUUUUACUCUAUCUAGCUAUCUGAUUAUACACCAGAGAACACAUACAGGGGAGAAACCUUACAGCUGUUCUCAAUGUGGGAAGAGUUUUACUCAGUCAAGCAACCUGUUAUCACACCAGAGAAAACACACAGGGGAGAAAUCCUAUAGCUGUACUCAAUGUGGGAAGAGUUUUACUCAGUCAAGCACCCUGUUAUCACACCAGAGAACACACACAGGAGAUAAACCUUAUUGCUGUGAUCAAUGUGGGAAGAGUUUUACUACAUCUAGCCAUCGGAUUGUACACCAGAGAACACACACAGGAGAGAAACCUUAUAGCUGUACUCAAUGUGGGAAGUGUUUUACUCACUUAUGCAGCCUGUUAUCACAUCAGAGAAAGCACACAGGAGAGAAAUCUUAUAGCUGUACUCAAUGUGGGAAGAGUUUUACUCAGUCAAGCAACCUGGUAUCCCACCAGAGAACACACACAGGAGAGAAACCUUAUAGCUGUGCUCAAUGUGGGAAGAGUUUUACUUCAUCUAGCAGUCUUAUUGUACACCAGAGAACACACACAGGAGAGAAACCUUAUAGCUGUGAUCAAUGUGAGAAGAGUUUUGUUACAUCUAGCCGUCUUAUUGUACACCAGAGAACACACACAGGAGAGAAACCUCAUAGCUGUGCUCAAUGUGAUAGGAGAUACUCUGAUAAAAGAUCUCUGAUCAAACAUCAGAAAAUACAUACAUGAAGGAGUUGUUUCAUGAUAUUAAUGAAAUAAUGUCACAAUGUAGAAUGCUUUAACAUUGUAGAAGGAGUGUUUUAAUUAUGUCACAAUCUAGAUGCCUAAUCGUUUGCCCCGUGUUCUAUUGAUUUCAGCCUGAUAUGGAUAUUAGGCUCAGGGGGAAAAUCUAGGCUCUGAUUUGAAUGAGUACUAUUUAUGUGAUUUAGCAAAAAGUGACUGACACAAAAAAGAGCUGUGUAACACUUACCAUGUUGGUUACCCACUAGAAUCAAAAUGCAACACUUCAAAAUGUAGCGAUCUGCUUUAUACAAAUUGUCCUCUAACCAGGGAUGUACACAUUACUCCUAGAUUCCGUGUGGUUUUUGAGCUGUUAGUUUUAACAGGACGUGCAACCUUAUCUCCCCACGAUAUCGUUGAGUGAUGAAAAAUAAGUGUUGUGUUCCUUUGUUUAGCGACCCCUACAUUUAAAUGCAUCACUCCAAAAUGUAGUUGACUGUCUUCUGCAGGUUGUCCUGUAACCAGUGAGGUAAAAGAUAUCUCCCAUUUCCAUGUGUUUUUUUAGCUGUGUUAGUUUCAACAUCACGUACAACCUACUUUCCCCCCUAAUCGAUUUCAGUGAUUUAUUGCUACUUGUCAAAACAACAGCAUUUCUGGUGUUUGUGCUGUUUAUAAGGAGCUUGUUUAAAAAAUUCAAGUAAUAUGAUUGUUGCAGAUUUUUGUAUUAAGUGAAUUAUUGCCAAUACAUAUUAAUGUACAUUUGGUUUUGAUAUUUCAUAUUUACAAUUCAUGUAACAUUUAGUAAUCUUAAUUAUCAUAAUUAUUUAUGCAACCAGCUGACCAUUUUUGGGUACAAUUAUAUUGACAUUGUUGCCCUGCUUUUAGAAUAUCAGGAUUCAUUCUCAGAUGUGCCAACCCAAAUGUACUAGAGCAUGACAUUGGGGACUGGUCCCCGAUCCAACAACAUGCCUAUCAAGUGAACCCUGAAAAGAGAGAGAGGCUCCGCAGUGAGGUGGAAAAUUACUACGGAUAUUGCCGGAGUUUCCUCUUGAAAUCAGACAUGUUCGUUUUAAGGAAAACUUGCUGAUUGUCUCACAGGUGGGCACUCAAAAUGUUUGUGUUUUGCGUUUAGCCAGUGCGUUUAGCCAGUGCGUUACCAUGGAUCACCGUUUAUUUUGACUGCACAUUUUUCCGUAUUGGAGAUGAGUGUUGUUUGGUUCUAGAAGCUAGUGAGUUUUAGAAGCUAGUGGGAGAAAACAUUUUUUACCUUUUGUUUUAAUUGUUGACAGCCAGUCGAUAUCGUGUUCAUAUUUUAACCCAAAUUUUCUAGUUUUAGGAUUCUAGAAAGAAAAAGGAGAUAACUAAUAUGAUUGUAUAUUAUUAUUUAGAAAUGUGUUUUUUCUUGUUUUUUUAGUUUUUGACAGCCAGUAGACACCAUGUUUAUAUUGGUGAAGGUGAAGCAUUUUAGUUGAUAUUAAUAUGAAAUGGAAGUUGUUUUCUGUUGGUGAUGAGAACUUGUCCAACAAAAAUAUAGGAUAUAUUUGUUGUCUUAAGGGCGAAGGUGUUACAGGCUUUGUUUUUUCCAUUCAUGUUUUGAGGUUGGACUUUAGCUCGUUAGCACUGUGAGGGAAUUUUCUGUUAAACCUUACUAAUGCUUGUGUAGUAAAAUAUAAUUCUUUAAGCCGAGGCAUUGGGCUUGAGAUUGGUAAAGAACCUAACUCCUAUAAAAUAGAAAAGUGUGUUGAUAGAGGCCUGUUCUAACUCAAAUCAAAUUUUAUUUAUGUAGCCCUUCUUACAUAGCAAAGUGCUGUACAGAAACCCAGCCUAAAACCCGAAACAGCAAGCAAUACAGGUGUAGAAGCACGGUAGCUAGGAAAAACUCCCUAGGAAGGCCAAAGACUUGGAAGAAAUCUAGAGGGAAACCAGGCUAUGAAGGGUGGCCAGUCCUCUUCUGGCUGGGCCGGGUGGAGAUUAUAACAGAACAUGGCCAAGAUGUUCAAAUGUUCAUAAAUGACCAGCAUGGUCAAAUAAUAAUU
Messenger RNA from Oncorhynchus tshawytscha (Chinook salmon), 3777 nucleotides. Its product is annotated as zinc finger protein 501. The transcript has 2 exons. The coding region runs from base 290 to 1750 and encodes 486 amino acids. Gene Ontology annotation, molecular function: RNA polymerase II cis-regulatory region sequence-specific DNA binding; DNA-binding transcription factor activity, RNA polymerase II-specific. Gene Ontology annotation, biological process: regulation of transcription by RNA polymerase II. NCBI's taxonomy places the organism in Eukaryota, Metazoa, Chordata, Actinopteri, Salmoniformes, Salmonidae. The record is from RefSeq and is a predicted model, not a curated record.